CCCGCCGCCGCUGCGGGCCGCCGCCUCUCGCCCGGCCAGACCCCGGCGGCGCUGGCCGCCUAGCCGGCCGCGGGUCCGCCUCCGUCGCGCGGAGGGCGUGGGCUCUGGGCUCCCGGAAGCGGCGGCCGCGGCGCGGAGCCGAGCGGGCGUCAGUCGCGGGAGCUGCAAUGAGCGGCGCCAGACCACUGUGAUCUGCGCGCGGCGCCCGACCGGGGCCCCUGAAUGGCGGCUCGCUGAGGCGGCGGCUCUGGCUCCUCCGGGCGUGGCGUGGCGGCGGCCGGGGUGAUGCUGCUCAAGCUUCUUCAGAGACAGACCUAUACCUGCCUGUCCCACAGGUAUGGGCUCUACGUCUGCUUCGUGGGCGUCGUUGUCACCAUCGUCUCCGCCUUCCAGUUCGGAGAGGUGGUUCUGGAAUGGAGCAGAGAUCAAUACCAUGUUUUGUUUGAUUCCUAUAGAGACAAUAUUGCUGGAAAGUCCUUUCAGAAUCGGCUUUGUCUGCCUAUGCCGAUCGACGUUGUUUACACCUGGGUGAAUGGGACAGAUCUUGAACUGCUGAAGGAACUACAGCAGGUCAGAGAACAGAUGGAGGAGGAGCAGAAAGCAAUGAGAGAAAUCCUUGGGAAAAACACGACGGAACCAACUAAGAAGAGUGAGAAGCAGUUAGAGUGUUUGCUGACACACUGCAUUAAGGUGCCAAUGCUUGUCCUGGACCCAUCCCUGCCAGCCAACAUUACCCUGAAGGACCUGCCAUCUCUUUAUCCUUCUUUUCAUUCUGCCAGUGACAUGUUCAAUGUUGCAAAACCAAAAAAUCCUUCUACUAAUGUCUCAGUUGUUGUUUUUGACAGUACUAAGGAUGUUGAAGAUGCCCACUCUGGACUGUUUAAAGGAAACAACAGACAGACAGUAUGGAGGGGCUACUUGACAACAGAUAAAGAAGUCCCUGGAUUAGUGCUAAUGCAAGAUUUGGCUUUCCUGAGUGGAUUUCCACCAACAUUCAAGGAAACAAAUCAACUAAAAACAAAAUUGCCUGAAAAUCUUUCCUCUAAAAUCAAACUGUUGCAGUUGUAUUCGGAGGCCAGUGUAGCACUUCUAAAAUUGAAUAACCCUAAGGAUUUUCAAGAAUUGAAUAAGCAAACUAAGAAGAACAUGACCAUUGAUGGAAAAGAACUGACCAUAAGUCCUGCAUAUUUAUUAUGGGAUCUGAGUGCCAUCAGCCAGUCUAAGCAGGAUGAAGACAUUUCUGCUAGUCGUUUUGAAGAUAAUGAAGAACUGAGGUACUCAUUGCGAUCUAUCGAGAGGCAUGCACCGUGGGUUCGGAAUAUUUUCAUCGUCACCAACGGGCAGAUUCCAUCCUGGCUGAACCUUGACAAUCCUCGAGUGACAAUAGUAACACACCAGGAUGUUUUUCGAAAUUUGAGCCACUUGCCUACCUUUAGUUCACCGGCUAUUGAAAGUCACAUUCAUCGCAUCGAAGGGCUGUCCCAGAAGUUUAUUUACCUAAAUGAUGAUGUCAUGUUUGGGAAGGAUGUCUGGCCAGAUGAUUUUUACAGUCACUCCAAAGGCCAGAAGGUUUAUUUGACGUGGCCUGUGCCAAACUGUGCUGAGGGCUGCCCAGGUUCCUGGAUUAAAGAUGGCUAUUGUGACAAGGCUUGUAAUAAUUCAGCCUGUGAUUGGGAUGGUGGGGAUUGCUCCGGUAACAGUGGAGGGAGUCGCUAUAUUGCAGGAGGUGGCGGUACCGGGAGUAUUGGAGUUGGACAGCCCUGGCAGUUUGGUGGAGGAAUAAACAGUGUCUCUUACUGUAAUCAGGGAUGUGCUAAUUCCUGGCUCGCUGAUAAGUUCUGUGACCAAGCAUGCAAUGUCUUAUCCUGUGGGUUCGAUGCUGGCGACUGUGGGCAAGAUCAUUUUCAUGAAUUGUAUAAAGUGACUCUUCUCCCAAACCAGACUCACUAUAUUAUUCCAAAAGGUGAAUGCCUGCCUUAUUUCAGCUUUGCAGAAAUAGCCAAAAGAGGAAUUGAAGGUGCCUAUAGUGACAAUCCAGUAAUUCGACAUGCUUCUAUUGCCAACAAGUGGAAAACCAUCCAUCUCAUAAUGCACAGUGGAAUGAAUGCCACCACAAUACAUUUUAAUCUCACGUUUCAAAAUACAAAUGAUGAAGAGUUCAAAAUCCAGAUAGCAGUGGAGGUGGACACAAGGGAGGGAUCAAAACUGAAUUCUACGAUUCAGAAGGCUUAUGAAAAUUUGGUUAGCCCCAUAACACUUGCUCCAGAGGCGGAAAUCCUUUUUGAGGAUAUUCCCAAAGAAAAACGCUUCCCAAAGUUCAAGAGACAUGAUAUUAACUCAACAAGGAGACCUCAGGAGGAGGUGAAAAUUCCCUUAGUAAACAUUUCACUCCUUCCAAAAGAGGCCCAGUUGAGUCUCAGUAACUUGGAUUUGCAACUGGAACAUGGAGACAUCACUUUGAAAGGAUACAAUUUGUCCAAGUCAGUCUUGCUGAGAUCAUUUCUGAUGAACUCACAGCAUGCUAAAGUAAAACAUCAACCUAUAAUAACAGAUGAAACAAAUGACAGGUUGGUAGCUCCACAAGAAAAACAGGUUCAUAAAAGCAUCUUGCCAAAUAGCUUAGGAGUGUCUGAAAGAUUACAGAGGUUGACUUUUCCUGCAGUGAGUGUAAAAGUGAAUGGUCAUGACCAGGGUCAGAAUCCACCCCUGGACUUGGAGACCAAAGCAAGAUUUGGAUCAGAAACUCAUAUCCAAAAAUCAGGAGGUGGAAAUGUGACAAAAGAAAAACCCUCACCUCUGAUUGUUCUACUGGAAAGCCAGAUGACAAAAGAAAAGAAAAUCACGGGGAAAGAAAAGGAGAACAGAAUGGAGGAAAAUGCUGAAAACCACUUAGGCGUUACUGAAGUGUUACCUGGAAGAAAGCUGCAGUAUUACACAGAUAGUUACUUGGGCUUUUUGCCAUGGGAGAAAAAAAAGUAUUUCCAAGAUCUUCUUGACGAAGAAGAGUCAUUGAAGACACAAUUGGCAUACUUUACUGAUAGCAAAAAUACUGGGAGGCAGCUAAAAGAUACAUUUGCAGAUUCCCUCAGAUAUGUAAAUAAGAUCCUAAAUAGCAAGUUUGGAUUCACAUCGCGGAAAGUCCCUGCUCACAUGCCUCACAUGAUUGACCGGAUUGUUAUGCAAGAACUGCAAGAUAUGUUCCCUGAAGAAUUUGACAAGACGUCAUUUCACAAAGUGCGCCAUUCUGAGGAUAUGCAGUUUGCCUUCUCUUACUUUUAUUAUCUCAUGAGUGCAGUUCAGCCAUUGAAUAUAUCUCAAGUCUUUGAUGAAGUUGAUACAGACCAAUCUGGUGUCUUGUCUGACAGAGAAAUCCGAACACUGGCUACCAGAAUUCACGAACUCCCAUUAAGUUUGCAGGAUUUGACAGGUCUGGAACACAUGCUAAUAAAUUGCUCAAAAAUGCUUCCUGCUGAUAUUACUCAGCUAAAUAAUAUUCCACCAACUCAGGAAGCAUAUUAUGAUCCCAAUCUGCCACCGGUCACUAAAAGUCUAGUAACAAAUUGUAAACCAGUAACUGACAAAAUCCACAAAGCAUAUAAGGACAAAAACAAAUAUAGGUUUGAAAUCAUGGGAGAAGAAGAAAUCGCUUUUAAAAUGAUUCGUACCAAUGUUUCUCAUGUGGUUGGCCAGUUGGAUGACAUAAGAAAAAACCCUAGGAUCUCACUCUGUUGGCCAAGCUGGAGUGCAGUGAUGCAAACACGACUCUGUAGCCUGGACCUCCUGGGAUCAAGCAUUCUUCCCACCUCAGCCUCUGGAACCACAGGCAUGAGCUGCUGCACUCAGCUAAAAUUGAUAGUUGGAUCUGAAGACUUUAUCAGGAAGUUUGUUUGCCUAAAUGACAAUAUUGACCACAAUCAUAAAGAUGCCCAGACAGUGAAGGCUGUUCUCAGGGACUUCUAUGAAUCCAUGUUCCCCAUACCUUCCCAGUUUGAGCUGCCAAGAGAGUAUCGAAAUCGUUUCCUUCAUAUGCAUGAGCUACAGGAAUGGAGGGCAUAUCGAGACAAAUUGAAGUUUUGGACACACUGUGUACUAGCAACAUUGAUUAUGUUUACUAUAUUCUCAUUUUUUGCCGAGCAGUUAAUUGUACUUAAGCGCAAGAUAUUUCCCAGAAGGAGGAUACACAAAGAAGCUAGUCCUGAUCGAAUCAGAGUAUAGAAGAUCUUCAUUUGAAAACCAUCUACCUCAGCAUUUACUGAGCAUUUUAAAACUUAGCUUCACAGAGGUAUCUUUGUGAUGUGAUGCUUAGCAACUUGGCCCGAAGAAGGAAAACAUCCAGUACCAUGCUGUUUUGUGGCAUGAAUAUAGCCCACUGACCAGGAAUUAUUUAACCAACCCACUGAAAACUUGUGUGUUGAGCAGCUCUUAACUGGUUUUACUUUUAAAGAAUUUGCUCAUGGACCUGUCAUCCUUUUUAUAAAAAGGCUCACUGACAAGAGACAGCUGCUAAUUUCCCACAGCAAUCAUUGCAGACUAAUACAAGAGGCCUGUGCCAGCUGGGAAUGAUUGUGAAGAGGUCCCAGUCUUUGCAUUCCAAAGCCUUUUGCUAAAGUUUUGCACAUUUUUUUUUUCAUUUCCUAUUUUUAAAAUAAGUAGUUACUAAGUUAACUAGUUAUUCUUGCUUCUGAAUAUAAUGAAUUGGGAUGUCUAAACCUAUUUUUAUAGAUGUUAUUUAAAUAAUGCAGCAAUAUCAUCUCACUGACAAUACCUAAAUUAUGAGUUUUAUUAAUGUUUAAGACUGUAAAUGGUCUUAAACCACUAAUAACUACUGAAGAGCUCAGUGAUUGACAUAAGAAAUUCUACAGACUUCAGCCUCUACAAAUACUAUGAUUUCAUGUGCAGGUUUAAUUUCAGAGGGCUAGAGUUAAGUAACAGUGCUACUUACCAGAUGAAAUUAUGUUUUGGAAAUGUAAUAUUCAAACAGAAGUGCCUCAUUUUAGAAAUGAGUAGUGCUGAUGGCACUGGCACAGUACAGUGGUGUCUUGUUUGAUACUCAUCGGUAUAUUCUAGUAGCUGUCUCUCUUAGCUGGUUUUGGAUACAGCAGAGGCCAGUAAACUUCUCUGUAUAAGGCCGGAUAGUAAAUUAUUGCAGGCCACCUAUGUCUUUGUCAUAUAUUCUUCUUUGUUGUUUAGUUUGCUUUUUUCAAAUAGCCCUCUAAAAAUGUAAAAACAAUGUUUAGCUUGCAGCUGUAGAAAAACAGGCCACCAGCCAGAUUUGACCCUCAGGCCAUCAUUUGCCAAUCACUGAGAAUUAAUUUUUUGUUCUGUUUUGUUUUUUUGAGAUGGAUUCUCGCUCUGUCACUCAGGCUAGAGUACAGUGGUGUAAUCUCAGCUCACUGAAACCUCUGCCUCCUGGGUUCAAGCAGUUCUCCUGUCUCAGCCUCCCAAGUAGCUGGGACUACAGAUGCACGCCACUACACCCAGCUAAUUUUUGUAUUUUUAGUAGAGACGGGGUUUCACCAUAUUGGUCAGGCUGGUCUCGAACUCCUGACUUCAGGUGGUCCACCCACCUCUGCCUCCCAAAGUGCUGGGGUUACAGGCAUGAGCCACUGCACCCAGCUGAGAAUUAGCAUUUUUAUGUAUGGUUGAACCUUGAUGUCUAGCCAUAUUUUAUUUAUGUCACAAUACAAUGGAUUUGCGGAGACCAGAUUCCAAGAGCUUCUUUUGAACUCUAACAGGUAUUUUAGAUCAUGUUCUCAAUAGUAUUCUUUUAAAAUGGCAUACAUUUUUUGUACAAAGAACUUGAAAUGUAAAUAAUGUGUUUGUGCUGUAAGAGUUGUGUAUUUCAAAAACUGAAAUCUCAUAAAACGUUAAAUUUUUGUCUGACA
Callithrix jacchus (white-tufted-ear marmoset) is the source of this 5885-nucleotide messenger RNA. It is a transcript of the gene GNPTAB, whose product is annotated as N-acetylglucosamine-1-phosphate transferase subunits alpha and beta. NCBI's taxonomy places the organism in Eukaryota, Metazoa, Chordata, Mammalia, Primates, Cebidae. The record is from RefSeq and is a predicted model, not a curated record. Gene Ontology annotation, molecular function: UDP-N-acetylglucosamine-lysosomal-enzyme N-acetylglucosaminephosphotransferase activity; calcium ion binding. Gene Ontology annotation, cellular component: Golgi apparatus. Gene Ontology annotation, biological process: N-glycan processing to lysosome; carbohydrate phosphorylation.